This is a messenger RNA of Echinops telfairi (small Madagascar hedgehog), 1551 nucleotides long. RefSeq names its product serine/arginine repetitive matrix 4 (gene SRRM4). Gene Ontology annotation, biological process: regulation of RNA splicing; neuron maturation; mRNA processing. Gene Ontology annotation, molecular function: mRNA binding. NCBI's taxonomy places the organism in Eukaryota, Metazoa, Chordata, Mammalia, Afrosoricida, Tenrecidae. Gene Ontology annotation, cellular component: nucleus. The coding region runs from base 1 to 1551 and encodes 516 amino acids. The record is from RefSeq and is a predicted model, not a curated record. The transcript has 12 exons.
AUGUGCUGGGAGCUUGGGGUCGGUGCCUCCCCAGACCGAGACCUGACGCCGCCGCCGCCAUCCUCCAGGGGGAAAAAGAAGAAGAAGAAAUCCACCCGGAAGAAGAGGAAGAGGUCCCCAUCAUACAGCCCUUCGCCAGUCAAGAAAAAGAAGAAGAAAAGUUCCAAGAAGCAUAAGCGACACAGGUCAUUCUCCAAGAAGAGAAGGCACAGCUCCUGUAGCCCCAAAAGCAAAAGGAAGGAAGAGAAGAAGCACAAAAAACAAUCUCGAGGCCGUCCCCGAAAGUCUCACCGCCACCGUCACCGCCGCUGCCACUCGCGGUCGCAGAGCUCGGAGUCCCGGUCCUCGAGCUGCGAGAGCAGGCACCGAGGCCAGUCCCCAGAGGAAGGGCGCAAGUCCCGCAGGAGGCGCGUCCGACGCUGUCCCAAGACCCUCUGCAAGGCCAGCCCAGACACCCGGUCCAGCCACCCAGCCGGCCAGCCCCUCCAGAUGCUCAGCCUGUCAUCCAGGGGUGUAAUCACUGGGUCGGGGUCUGCUGCCGAUCUCUUUACCAAAACAGCCAGCCCGCUCCCCACCUCCCGUGGACGCUCUCAGGAGUACGACUCAGGCAAUGACACCUCCUCGCCACCCUCCACGCAAACCAGCUCAGCCCGCUCGCGGGCUCAGGAGAAGGGGAGCCCCGGUGGGGGCCUGAGCAAGAGCCGGGAGCUGAACAGUGGAAACACGUCUGAUUCAGGGAACUCCUUCACCACCUCCUCCCCACUGAGCAAGGGGGCGACUCUGGGGACUCUCUCCCCCACCGCCAGGGGCAGAGAAUCCAGAGAGUUCCAGUCGCCUUGUCUGGAAUGCUCUGAGGUGAAGAAGCCCAGUCUGAUCCCAUCCUCGGCUCGGAGUUCCCCGACGAGAGCGUGCUCCCGAAGCUCCUCCUAUGCCAGCACCCACUCCUCCAGCCACUCCUCCCGCUCCCCAAAUUCUAGGGCCACUCCCAGGUAUACUCGGAGCCAAUCCACCUCCUCUGGGAAAAGGUCCUAUUCCCGUUCGCCCAGCUACUCUUCCAAGUCGGAGAAGCAGAGUCCGCCCAGCAGAAGCUCUCGAUCCCGACGCAGCCCUAGUUAUUCCCGCUACAGCCCCAGCAGGGAGCGGGACCCCAAAUACAGUGAGAAGGGCUCGCAGCAGAGGGAGCGCGCACGGCAGCGGAGACGUCGGUCCUACUCCCCGCUGCGGAAACGCCGGAGAGACUCCCCCAGCCAUCUGGAGGCAAGGAGGAUUACCAGCGCCCGGAAGCGGCCCAUCCCCUACUACAGACCCAGCCCCUCGUCCUCCAGCAGCCGCAGCAGUGUCUCCUCCUGGUACAACAGCAGCAGCAGCAGCCGCUCCAGCAGCCGCAGCUACUCGCGGAGCCGCAGCCCGAACCGGACCCGCAGCCGGAGCCGCAGCACCAGCGGCAGCAGCAGCAGCUCCUCCCAUUCGCGGAGCCCGAGCCCGAGCCCGAGCCCGAGCCCGAGCUCGAGCUACAGCUCAGCGGACAGCUACUCCAGCACCAGGCGCUAA